Trypanosoma conorhini is the source of this 2187-nucleotide messenger RNA. RefSeq names its product putative long-chain-fatty-acid-CoA ligase. Lineage: Eukaryota; Euglenozoa; Kinetoplastea; Trypanosomatida; Trypanosomatidae. The transcript has a single exon. Gene Ontology annotation, molecular function: medium-chain fatty acid-CoA ligase activity. The record is from RefSeq and is a predicted model, not a curated record. The coding region runs from base 1 to 2187 and encodes 728 amino acids. Gene Ontology annotation, biological process: fatty acid metabolic process.
AUGUUUCGUGCUGCCCGGCGGCGGCUGGACAAGGUCCCCUUCGCCACCCUCUUCGGCUACAACUCGAUCCUGCAGAGCGUCUUUGCGGCGCCGGUGAAGCAGGAGGCGAUCGUGGUGGAGCUGCCGGGGGAGCGGACGGAGCGCUACACGUACGGGCAGCUGCAGAAGGACGUGCUCUCCAUGUCAAACGUCAUCACCGAGCGAAGAGAGGCGAUGACGGCGGCCCAUGGGAAGCCGUCGAUGAGUUGGCUGCAGCAUCCACGGCCCGCCAACGUGCGAAGCGUCUUUGCCGACGGCGACGGCGGGGUGCUGAGUUGCGACUUCAUGAAGGACGACGGACAGUACAACAUGGCGAUCAUCGGUGACACGGGGUACACCUUUGUGGUGUCGCUGCUGGCGGCCUGGUCGCUGAACCAAAUGGCCGUCCCGCUCUCCGUCUUCCAGAAUUACGCGACGGAGUUGUCGUACAUUCUGGAGCACAGCAGAAGCAGAGCAGUGAUGGGGAACACGGCCCUGUUGAAGGAAAAAUUUCCACGACAGUACGACGCACUUCUAGUGCGCAGCUUCAGCAGUCUGCACAACCCAAUGACGGCUCCCUCCUCCCCGAGCACGUACGACGUAGAAACGCUCUUUGAUGCGCAGAAACUGCUUAAGAAAAUUCAGGAAAAGCGAGAGUAUUCCGAGGCUGCAACCAAGGUAAUACUGCCGGAGCACUUGCUCUCCGAGGAGGAGCGUCAGCAGCUAAAGGACGCGCAAAGCGUCAUGGACCGACUCUCAGGCGAGAAGGCGGCGGAGGAGGAGCGCCGUGAGGCAUGGCGUCAAUACAUGAUACGGGAGCAGUUCAAGGCGCACUGCGCCGUCACCGACGCCGGGGACGGCACCGGCCUAUUUUACGACACCGACCACAUGGACUCGCUUAACGUCGUCCAUCGUCUUUGGGCGGAGGAGUGCGCCGCCCGACCAAGCAAACACGACGACUGUGUGAUGAUCUACACCUCCGGCACGACAGCGAAACCCAAGGGUGCCGUUCAUACUCAUGCGAGUCUCCAACACAUGGUGGGGGUGCUGCGCAAGGCGUGGGAGUGGUCCUCCACGGACACGAUUCUCAACAUGCUGCCGAUCUACCACAUACAUGGACUUGUGAAUAUUCUGCUGUGUUCCUUGGCCUCCAAUGCGCGGUGUGUUUUGACGAAGUUUGAUGACCCGCUUCGUAUUGCCCGUAGAAUUGAGCGCGGGGACAUCACGCUGGUGAUGGGGGUCCCUACUCUUUACACCAAGCUGAUUGCCGCAGUCAAACAAAAGAUGUCGCCAAUUGAGCAGGCGGGGUUCAAAAAUGCCGUAUCGCAGAAUGUGCGUCUCAUGGUGUCUGGAAGUGCGUCGCUCCCAGUGCCGACCCUCCACGCAUUCCGUGAGAUCAGUGGGCACACCCUGCUAGAGCGCUAUGGCAUGACGGAGAUUGGGAUGGCGCUGAGCCAACCGCUUCGGCCCAUAGAGAAGCGCAUCCCUGGCACCGUGGGCUCGCCGCUGCCGAAGGUGCGGGCCUUUGUGCAUGGCACCUCUGCUGCCUCCGCCGCCGAGGAGCGGGAGGAGGUGGGUGGGGCGGCGGGCGGAAAAGGGACCCAGGGGCAUUAUGACGAGAUUGGCCAGCUCGCCAUCGCCUCGAAGUCCUUGUUUGACCGCUACUGGGGAAACCCCGAGGCGACCAAAAAGGAACUCGUUGUGAGCCAAGCGGGUCGCCGCUACUUCGACACCGGCGACACCGUCGGUGUACGAGAGCCUCAAAACGAAAAUGAGGAUGCCGUCUUCACCAUUCUUGGCCGCUCUAGCACGGACAUCAUAAAGUCUCGUGGGUAUAAACUUUCUGCGUUGGAAAUUGAGGCCGCGUUGCUCUCCCGCAAAGACCUUUUCUUUGAGGUCGCCGUCGUGGGCUGCAAGGACGACACGUUGGGGGAGAAGGUGGUGGCGGUUAUCGCGCCUCAUGCAGCCGCGCUGCAGAAGUGGGGCAUUCCCCCCGAGUUUCACCUCUUUGAGUCACCCGAACUCAAUGCGGAGCUCAAGGGCGUAGCGCGUGGCCUGCUUUCGCACUACAAGUGCCCGGAGCGCUUCAUACUUAUGCCUGAGAUCCCGCGGAAUUCCAUGGGGAAGGUUAACAAGAAGAGUCUCAAGGAACUACUCUCGCUGGCGUAG